Molecule: messenger RNA, 2001 nt
Organism: Parnassius mnemosyne (clouded apollo)
Lineage: Eukaryota; Metazoa; Arthropoda; Insecta; Lepidoptera; Papilionidae
Source: the annotation of a GenBank genome assembly
AUGAAUAAGAAACCAAUAUCCUUUGGUAAAAUUAGUUUUAAUUUUAACAAGUGUGAGAAAACAAACGACACUUCUACAUCAGGUUUCGGAACAUUCGGGCGAACGCCUAUACAAGAGCAGAAAGAAAUAGAGGAAAUAACAGACGACUUAGAAAAUCAACAUGUUCAGCAAGUUAUGGGUAUCAAACAUUUUGGAAAGAAAGCUAAAAAUUUCGAUGUUGAGGAAAUGAUGGAACAAGCUCGUAAAACAGCUCAAGAAGUAACGAAAAAAAAGUUAGAAACUAAUGAAGAUGAAUUUAGUAAAGAAACAGACACUGUAAAUCAAAAGGAUAAAGACGAUCAUGUAAUCGGACCUCCUGUCCCACCAGGUAUACCACAAGAUGAUGAAAACGAUGAUGACUUAAUAGGUCCUCCAAUACCUAAAGAAAUUUUAGAGUCAGGUUCUAUUGACAGUGAGCAAUCAAAAGCAGAUAAAGAAAACAGUGAUGAAGACAGUUAUGAUGAACUGAGUGGUUCUGAUGAUGAAGAAUUCAAUUUAGAAAAGCGGAUACCUAAUACUCAUGAGGUAGAAAUGCUGCAUGGUACUAAGGCAGUGAUAGCACUGGCUGUGGAUCCCUCUGGAGCCCGAUUAGCCACAGGAUCAAUUGAUUAUGAGGUUUCAUUCUGGGACUUUGCUGGUAUGGACUCCUCAAUGCGCUCAUUCCGUACACUCCAACCGUGCGAGAAUCAUCCGAUAAAAGCGCUACAGUACUCCGCCACUGGAGACUCCAUCCUUGUCGUGAGCGGUUCAGCACAGGCCAAGGUGCUGGACAGAGAUGGCUUUGAAGUGCUUGAGUGUGUGAAGGGCGAUCAGUACAUUACCGAUAUGGCGAGAACUAAAGGCCACACCGCGUCACUAAACAGUGGUUGCUGGCACCCGCACAUCCGCGAAGAGUUCAUGACAUGCUCCCAAGACGGCACCCUUCGACUCUGGCUGACUGAGAACCCUAAACAGCACAAAUCCGUGAUAAAACCGCGCCAACAGGGCGGUCUCAAAACAAACCCAACAGCCUGCGCGUUUUCAAGGGACGGCAACACGGUUGCUUGCGGCUGUUACGACGGCUCCAUCCAGAUGUGGGACCAUAGACGGAACUUUGUCAACACCACUGCGUUACUCCGAGACGCUCAUCAAAAACAAUCUGAGAUAUCCAGCAUUUCCUAUUCGUAUCUAGGUCACCAAUUGGCAAGUCGAGGGAACGACGAUACGUUAAAGUUAUGGGACUUGAGAAGCUUUAAGAAACCUUUAAAUGUCUUCUCAGGAUUGUUCUCGAGGUAUGAACAGACAGACUGCGGUUUCAGUCCCGAUGACGCCAUAGUAUUUACUGGGGAAUCACUGCAGAGGAAUCAAGACAUUGGUCGUCUUUUAUUCUAUAACACAAAGACAUUUGAAUUCGUGACAAAUAUAGAAGUAAGCAAGUCACACGUGAUAAAAGCAGUGUGGCAUGCAAAACUUAACCAGAUAUUCGUUGGUUGUGGGAACGGUGUUGUCAAAUGCUAUUACGAUCAUAAACGAAGCUUGCGAGGUGCUAAGUUGUGUAUAGUGAAAACGCACAGAAAGAAACAUUCUAUGGAAGUUGUGAGCACACAGCAGAUCAUAACACCUCACGCUCUACCUCUGUUCCGGCAAGAGAAGUUAAGAACUAGCAAGAAGAGAAUGGAGAAGGAUCGGUUAGAUCCUGUCAAGUCAAGAAGACCCGAUUUGCCUAUAACAUCCGGUCAAGGGGGUCGCGUAGCUGCUUCCGGAAGCACAUUAAGUUCAUUUGUAAUAAGGAAUCUUGGUUUAAGUAAGAGGGUUGAUGAUGAACAAGAUCCAAGAGAGGCUAUACUUAAGUAUGCGAAGGAAGCAGAGGAAAAUCCGUUUUGGGUCGCUCCUGCAUACAAGAAGACUCAACCGAAACCGAUCUUUCAGAAUGAAGGGGAAGAGGAAGGCCCUUCUGAUGCCAAAAAGCAGAAAACUUCUUAA